GGCCAGGGAGCGGAAGUCGUAAUCAGCUGGUGGCGGAGACCUCUGAAGAGGAGCAGCAGCGAGAGACAUCUUCACCACCGGUUAACACCGGAGGAGAGAGAGAGAUAGAGGGAGAGGGGGAGAGAGAGAGAGAGAGAGAGCGAGAUACAUAGAGGGAGAGCGAGAGAGAGAGAGAGAGAGAGAGAGAGAGAGAGCGAGAUAGAAGGGGGGACUCACUGAUCACUUCUGGGGGGCCCCGAUUGAACCGAGAAGGCUCUGAAGACAGACCCGGAGACGGCAGAACAGCGACCCGUCCUAAUUCGGACUGUAAUAACAACGAAAACGACCGUGGAUAAUUAAGGUGAAAGUAGCGGUGGUUCAGAAACGGCAGAAAAAGGGCUCCUUGAUACAAAGACAAGGGGGUCCGACUGACACCACUACGUCCAACCGGGGGUCGGUGAACCGGGAGCCCGGUACCAUGAGGAAGUCCGGCCGUGUGAACCCGCCGCGCUGCCGCCAGGUUUGACGGUGAUCGGUGUUUUUAAGAGCCGAUGUCAACACACACGGAGCCCGGAGGCUAGCUCAGGAGAUUAGCAUUAGCAGUUAGCCGCUAAGCUAGCGUUAGCAUUAGCUUCUCGACAACUCCCUUCAAACCGGGACUCAACGACCCGGGUUCUGUACCCCCACCGACGCGUGUCUGUCUCCGAGGGGACCCCUCACACGGAUGUCAGCGGCUGUCAUCGCCCGUGUCGGCGGGGACAGCUGCUGUUAGCAGCCCGUGAGACUUGUUAGCUCCAGAGGCUAACGUUAGCUCCCAGCGUUAGCACACUUCCAUGGAGUAAUUGGCUUUGCUGGGUUAUCAUAUCAGGUGUUUCGGGCUCCUGAACAGGGCUGGACGGGGUCUGGACGUGGUCUGGAUGGAGUCUAGAUGUUGACAGGCUUAAUGAAUGAGUGCCGAGGCUUGGAGACAAAGUGUCCCAGUGUGCUGUGAGGGGUGGGGGGGGGGGGGGUGAUAAAGUCUCUUAUUUUGAUAUUUUGGACUCCUCGUCGUGGGGCACCGUGUCGUUACCUCCGACCCGAUGGGAUCGUGAUGUUGUCGUCGGUGAAGACUGAAUGGAAAGAGUCUCGCUUUGAGUCGGAUCAUCACCACAUCAUCACCAAACCGCUGUAGAUGAGCUGUCAGCUCACCCUCCGCGGGGGUCCACGGGGCCCGGGGCUUUCACCGCCCUCAGCGGGGCCGUAAGACACACUCCACGGACGCUUGGAACCUUGAGACUCCGUCCGAUAAGGACUACCGCUGCUUGUCGAUAUCUGUGUUUACUAUUGGAGAUCGGGGAUCGAUCGUUCCUCCCUCGGUUUCUACCACAACGGGACAACUGUUGAACUGUUAUAACAGGUCCCUUUUAAGGUCUGGGGACAUUCACCCCGUCCCCCCACAACUUUUGAGGUCUUGGGACUUCCCCCCGGUCCCUUGGCGUAAGGGGCUGAGAGAGGCUGCAGCCGUCCGUGUGUGGGUCAAGCCGCCGUCCGUCAUGGAGCUGAUGUUCGCCGAGUGGGAGGACGGGGAGAGGUUCUCCUUCGAGGACUCGGACCGGUUCGAGGAGGACUCUCUGUGCUCGUUCAUCUCGGAGGCAGAGAGCCUGUGUCAGAACUGGAGGGGCUGGAGGAAGCAGUCGGCCGGGCCAAAUUCCCCCACGGUGAAGGUCAAAGAUGGCCAGGUGUGUCCCCUGGUGGAGCUGUCGGCCAAGCAGGUGGCGUUCCACAUCCCUUUUGAGGUGGUGGAGAAGGUCUACCCCCCUGUCCCAGAGCAGCUGCAGCUCCGCAUCGCCUACUGGAGCUUCCCUGAGAAUGAGGAGGACAUCAGGUUGUACUCGUGUCUGGCCAAUGGGAGUCCAGAUGAGUUCCAGCGGGGGGAGCAGCUGUACCGGGUGCGGGCGGUGAAAGACCCCCUGCAGAUCGGCUUCCACCUGAGCGCCACGGUGUUCUCCACGCAGGGCGGUCAGUCCAAGGGCGCGUACAACGUGGCCGUGAUGUUCGACCGCUGCCGCAUCACUUCCUGUUCCUGUACCUGCGGCGCCGGGGCCAAGUGGUGUGCGCACGUGGUGGCGCUGUGUCUCUUCCGCAUACACAACGCGUCUGCUGUGUGUCUGCGGGCCCCAGUCUCAGAGUCUCUCUCCCGGCUGCAGAGGGACCAGCUCCAGAAGUUCGCCCAGUACCUCAUUAGCGAGCUGCCCCAGCAGAUCCUGCCAACGGCUCAGAGACUGCUGGAUGAGCUGCUGUCCUCCCAGUCCACGGCCAUCAACACAGUCUGCGGGGCUCCAGACCCCACGGCAGGCCCCUCUGCCUCGGAUCAGAGCACCUGGUACCUGGACGAGUCCACGCUGAGGGACAACAUCAAGAAGACCCUCCACAAGUUCUGUGGUCCGUCCCCGGUGGUCUUCAGCGACGUGAACUCCAUGUACCUGUCCUCCACGGAGCCCCCGGCGGCCGCGGAGUGGGCCUGCCUGCUGCGCCCGCUGCGGGGGCGCGAGCCCGAGGGCAUCUGGAACCUGCUGUCCAUCGUCAGGGAGAUGUUCAAGAGGAGGGACAGCAACGCCGCCCCCCUGCUCUACAUCCUCACGGAGCAGUGCCUCACCUACGAGCAGAUCAUCGGGUGGUGGUACAGCGUGCGUACCUCCGCCUCCCACAGCAGUGCCAGCGGCCACACCGGCCGCAGCAACGGGCAGACGGAGGUGGCGGCCCACGCCUGCGCCAGCAUGUGUGACGAGAUGGUGGUGCUGUGGAGGCUGGCGGUGCUGGACCCCACCAUGAGCCCCCAGAGGCGCCUGGAGCUGGCGUCGCAGCUGAAGACCUGGCACCUGAAGGUGAUCGAGAUCGUGAAGCGCGGGCAGCACCGCAAGUCCCUGGACAAGCUGUUCCAAGGCUUCAAGCCCGCCGUGGAGUCCUGCUACUUCAACUGGGAGGUGGCCUACCCGCUCCCGGGCAUCACCUACUGCAGCGCCGAGAAGAAGAGCGCCUCCUUCUGCUGGGCCCGCGCCGUGCAGCAGCAGAGGGGGGCCAAGGCCGCCUCGGCCGCAGGAGGGGGUGGAGGAGGGGGAGAAGGUUCCGAGACCGCGGGAGGAGGCGCCCCGCGAGGGGGGCUGGGUCGAGCCGAGAGCGGGACUGCCGGCGGCGAUUACAAAGGGAGGGGCAACGGCCACUUCCUCCAGCAGGAGGUGGCGGUGCGGCCCAAGGAGACGAUGGUGAGCAAGAGGAAGGGUCUGACGGCGGGCGGGGGCGUGCUGGGCCGGCUGGCGGGGGGGCCGUCCCUGUCCCUGGAGGAGGGCGGCGGCGGCGGGGGAGGUGGAGGAGGGGGUAAGUGCGUGUACAAGGGCCCCGGCUCCUCCUCGUCGGGGGGGAAGGGCAAGCUGACGCAGGGCUCCGGGAAGGGGGGCUCCAUGGGCGGGUCGGGUGGUGCGGGGGCGUCCGGCGGCGGCGGCGGCGGGGGGAAGCACGCGGCCGCCAAGCGCCGCACCAGCAGCGAGGACAGCUCCCUGGAGCCCGACAUGGCGGAGCUCAGCCUGGACGACGGCUCCUGCCUGGCGCUGGGCGCGGAGGCCAGCAACACCUUCGACUUCACCCCCCCGCCGCCCGAGAUGCUGCCCCCGCCCGGGCCGCUGCUCCGGGGGAAGUACGGCGGCGGCGGCGGCGGCGGCGGCGGCGUCGGAGGGGGAGGGGCCUCCAAGAGGAUGACCCAGACCUCGGCCUCCACGGCUCACCCGCCCGCCAACGCCCAGCCCCAGGCCCCGCCCCCGGCACCCUGCGCCCCGCCCAAGGAGGCGGUGACGGUGCUGGUGGUGGUGGCGCCGGAGGAGGAGGAGAAGGAGAUGGAGCUGGAGGAGAUGGAGGACGACCAGGAGGAAGGCGGGAAGGCACCGGCGGGGGCGGCCUCCGCCGGGGGGCCCGCGUUGGAGGCGGGGGCGGGGUCUUCCGGGGCCCCGCCUCCCCCGGCUGCAGGAGGAGCAGCAGGGGAGGGGGCCGGCGGAGCGGACCCCGCGGGGGAGGACGACUACCAGGCGUACUACCUGAGCGCAGCCUCGGAGGAGGGGGGCGACCGGGGGGCCGCCGACAACCACCACGAGGAGGAGCCCGACAUCUUCGCCGGGAUCAAACCUCUGGAGCAGGAGGGUCAGAUGGAGGUGCUGUUUGCGUGUGCUGAGGCCCUGUACGCCCACGGCUACAGCAGUGAGUCCUGCAGGCUGGCCGUGGAGCUGGCCGGAGACCUGCUGGCCAACCCUCCUGACCUCAAGGUGGAGCAGCCUCAGACCAAGGGUAAGAAGAGCAAGGUGUCGACCAUCCGUCAGACGGCGGUGGCCACCAGCACGCUGUCCAAGGCGGCCUUCCUGCUCAUGGUGCUCAGCGAGCGGCUGGAGCUCCACAACCUGGCCUUCAGCACCGGCAUGUUCUCCCUGGAGCUGCAGAGGCCGCCCGCCUCCACCAAGGCCCUCGAGGUGAAACUGGGCUACCAGGAGACGGAGGUGGUGGCCCUGAUGAAGAAGAUCCCCCUGGGGCUGGUGGAGAUGACGGCCAUCCGGGACCGCGGCGAGCAGCUCAGGGACGGCAGCUUCUGCGACUACCGGCCUGUCCUGCCCCUCAUGCUGGCCAGCUUCAUCUUCGACGUGCUCUGCAUCCCAGUUUGUGCAGUCGUAUCCCCCACGGGGUCCCGGCCGCCCAGCCGUAACCGUAACAACGAGAUGCCCGGCGACGAGGAGCUGGGCUUCGAGGCGGCGGUGGCGGCUCUCGGCAUGAAGACGACGGUGAGCGAGGCAGAACACCCCCUGCUGUGCGAGGGCACCCGGCGGCAGAAGGGAGACCUGGCUCUGGCCCUCAUGAUCACCUACAAGGACGACCAGAGCAAGCUGAAGAAGAUUCUGGACAAGCUGCUGGACCGCGAGAGCCAGACCCACAAGCCCCAGACCAUCAGCUCCUUCUACUCCAGCAGCAAGCCCGCCGCCAGCAGCCAGCGCAGCCCGUCCAAGCACUCUGCCAGCCAUCACGCCGGGGCCCCCGGGGGCCAAGGGGCCGGCGGCGUCCACAACAACAACAACAAACACGCCGCCGCUUCAUCGUCUGGUGCCGCGGUCGCUGCCGCCGUGGCCUCCUCCUCCUCCAGCUCCUCCUCCGUUGUGCCGGUGGGGAGCGGGGCGGGGGUGCCGGGCCAGCUAGCUGCCGCCACCGCUGCGGCUGCCCAGAACAACAACAACAACGGCGGGGAAGGAGGGAGCGACGCCAGGGAGCUAGACGGGGGCCAGCCGACGGCGUGCGAGCCGCAGAACGACCUGGCCGCAUUCAAGCCCGAGGGCCCGGUGCCCAGUCGGCUAGCGCUUGGGGGCCGCGGGGCCUAUAGCGGCCGCUGCUGGGGCUCCCCGGUGCGCCAGAAGAAGAAGCACACAGGCAUGGCUAGCAUCGACAGCAGCGCUCCGGAAACCACCUCCGACAGUUCCCCUACCCUAAGCCGCCGACCCAUCCGUGGGGGCUGGGCCGCCACCUCCUGGGGGCGGGGCCAGGACAGUGACAGCAUCAGUAGCUCCUCCUCUGAUUCGCUGGGCUCUUCCUCAUCCAGUGGCUCUCGACGGACAGGGGGCGGGGCUAGGGCCAAGAGCACAGACACCAGCCGUUACAAGGGGCGUCGCCCGGAGUGCCACGCCCCCCACGUGCCCAAUCAGCCGUCGGAGGCCGCCGCCCACUUCUACUUCGAGCUGGCCAAGACGGUGCUCAUCAAGGCGGGGGGGAACUCUUCCACCUCCAUCUUCACGCAGCCCUCGGCCAGCGGGGGCCACCAGGGGCCCCACCGCAACCUCCACCUGUGUGCCUUCGAGAUCGGCCUGUACGCCCUGGGCCUGCACAACUUCGUCUCCCCCAACUGGCUGUCCCGGACCUACAGCUCCCACGUGUCCUGGAUCACAGGCCAGGCCAUGGAGAUCGGCAGCGCGGCCCUCAACAUCCUGGUGGAGUGCUGGGACGGCCACCUGACGCCCCCCGAGGUGGCGUCGCUGGCGGACCGGGCCUCCCGCGCCCGGGACCCCAACAUGGUGCGGGCGGCGGCGGAGCUGGCCCUCAGCUGCCUGCCCCACGCCCACGCCCUCAACCCCAACGAGAUCCAGAGGGCCCUGGUGCAGUGCAAGGAGCAGGUGGGGCUCCGGCUGGGCUCCGUCUGUCUGUCCGCCCGGCCCUCCGUCUGUCAGUCGCACAGCUACCAACCGUCUGACAACACCAUGCUGGAGAAGGCCUGCAUGGCGGUGGAGGAGGCGGCCAAGGGGGGCGGGGUCUACCCGGAGGUGCUGUUCGAGGUGGCCCACCAGUGGUACUGGCUGUACGAGCAGUCCGUCGGCGGGGGGGCGGGGCAGCAGAGGGAGGGGGUUGGGCGCUGCGGCGCUAACGGCGGCGCCGGCCGCAGACCCCCCGACUCCCACUGCGGCCUGCUGGACGGGGGCGGGGUCAUGGGCGAGUCCCCGGGCGUUACCGCAGUGACGGCCACGGUGACGGCGGCGGCGGUGGUGCCGGUGAUCUCGGUGGGCUCCACCAUCUACCAGUCGCACCCGCUGCCGGGCCAGGCCAUGGCCCACCCCCACGGGCCCGGCCUGCACCCCUACACCACCAUCCAGGCCCACCUGCCCACCGUCUGCACCCCCCAGUACCUGGGGCACCCCCUGCAGCAGGUCCCUCGGCCCACCGUGUACCCUGUGGCCGGAGCCGCCUACCCCCAGGUGGGCCUCGCUGGCAUGCACCCGGCCUUCAUCGGGGCGCAGUACCCCUUCUCCGUGGCCACGGGCCCCCACCCGCCCAUGGCUACCACCGCCGUCACCUUCCCCGGGGUGCAGGUUCCGUCCAUGACCCAGAUCGCGGUCCACCCCUACCACACUGAGACCGGCAUGCCCAUGGGCACCACCGUGGCAGGAUCCUUUUAUUCCCUCCCAGUAGGUGGCAUCCACGCGGGCUCCACCAUCCAGGCCAUGCAGGCCGCGUCUCUGGCCGCCAUGCCCGCCCUGGCCUCCCAGCCCGCCUCCAUGGUCAACAGCCAGCCCCUGCCCCCGGAUGACGAGCAGCACAGCCAGCCAAUCAGCCAGCAGGGCCUGCACUACCUGCACUCCGCCUACAGAGUUGGCAUGCUGGCUCUGGAGAUGCUGGGGCGGCGGGCUCACAACGACCACCCCAACAACUUCUCCCGCAGCCCCCCCUACACCGAGGACGUGAAGUGGCUGCUGGGGCUGGCUGCGCGGCUAGGGGUGAACUACGUGUACCAGUUCUGCGUGGGCGCGGUCAAGGGGGUCCUGAGCCCCUUCGUCCUGCAGGAGAUCAUCAUGGACGCCCUGCAGCGGCUCAACCCCGUCCACAUCCACGCACACCUGCGCAUGCCCGCCUUCCACCAGCUGGUGCAGCGCUGUCAGCAGGCCUACCUCCAGUACAUCCACCACCGGCUCAUCCACCUGACGCCGGCCGACUACGAUGACUUCGUCAACAUCAUCCGCAGCGCCAGGGGGGCCUUCUGCCUGACGCCGGUGGGCAUGAUGCAGUUCAACGACGUCCUGCAGAACCUCAAGAGGGGCAAGCAGACCAAGGAGCUGUGGCAGCGCAUCUCCCUGGAGAUGGCCACCUUCUCCCCAUGACUGGAGCUCCAGCUCAGGCUGGAGAUGGCCACCUUCUCCCCCUGAAUGGAGCUCUGUGUCUGGGUGGAGUCUGAGCCCUUCUUCCCCCCCCCCCCCCCCCCAUCCCACCCUCUUGACUGGAGCGCUGUCUUUAGGAGGAGAUGGAACCCUUUCCCCCCCCCUCCCUCCCUGACUGAAGCUCUGCAUCCCCCUGGGUAUAGUGACCUUUUACCCAGGAAUGGAGCUGCGUCACCGGAUGGAGACGUACACAUCUCCCCCUGAAUGGAGUUCUUUCUCUGGGUGGAGAUGGACCCGUUCUCCCUCCAAGACCGGGGCUCCAGAACUCCCCCGAUGAUGGCCACUUCCUCCCCCAUGACUUGAGCUUCAUGUCAGGCUGCAGCCGGCUACCUUCUCCCUGAUGACUGAAGCUCUGCGACUCCCUGGGGACAGCCACCAUCUCUCCACGACCGGAGCUCCAUCUCAGGCUUGAGAUGGCUAAUUUGUCCCCCAUGACUGGAGCUCUGUAUCCUACUGGGGAUGAGCCACUGUCCUCCCGCAGACUGGAGCUCCGCUUGAGGCCGGAGGUGCUGAGGACUCGCCUGGGGGAGAGGGACGUGAUUAUGGGGGAUGUUUUAAAGGGGCCUGACCCCAAGGUCCUUAGCCAGCGUCUGACGUCUCCUGCUUGGAUGUUCUGCAUCGUACUCUGGGGUGCAUGGGGACGGAAGACCCUCCCUCACCUCCUCUCUCUCACACAUAGACACACACACACACACACACGCACACACAAGCAUACACACAAACAUGCAGCACAAUCAACUUCCUAAAGUCCUUGACUCCACAAGACUUCCUUUUGGUAUAAAAAGAAAUGUCAGUGUGUGCGUGCACGUGUGUUUGUGUGCAUGCACGAGGCAGCAGGGGGUUGGAUGUUUGAUUUCACUUCGUCCAGACUUUGUGCUCACUUACACGUAUUACCUUUCCGUCUGUAUUCAAUCAUUGUUCAAGUUAGUGUAAACCUCCUCUACUACUAAGGCACCCCCCCCCCCUUCUCCGACCGCCUCCACUUCCUGUAGGGGCGGGGCUUCGUCAUCACUUCUUUGAGAGUGGGUCUUCGUCGUCAGGACAACACUGCAUUUGUUUCUUCCUUUUU
Molecule: messenger RNA, 8751 nt
Organism: Gadus morhua (Atlantic cod)
Lineage: Eukaryota; Metazoa; Chordata; Actinopteri; Gadiformes; Gadidae
Gene: zswim8
Product: zinc finger, SWIM-type containing 8
Exons: 26
Coding region: 1512-7625 (2037 amino acids)
Cellular component (GO): Cul2-RING ubiquitin ligase complex
Molecular function (GO): zinc ion binding
Source: RefSeq, a predicted model, not a curated record